AUGCGUGCCACUCUUGUUUCCCUCUUGCUGGCUGCUGCCCCGGCCCUCGUUUCCGCCAAGGGUACCCUUGGUUUCUCUCUUGGUGACAAGAAUGCCGACGGCACUUGCAAGUCCACCAGUGACUACGAAGCCGAUUUUGAUGCCCUGAAGGGUUUGUCCACUCUCGUCCGUACCUACUCCGGUACCGAGUGUGACACUCCCCAGAACAUCCUUCCUGCUGCUAAGAACAAGGGCUUCAAGGUCGUUCUGGGCAUGUGGGUUGGCAAGCCCACCGACCCGAACAACCUCCUUUCCGAGCCUUCCUUUGCGGGCGAUUGGUCCGCUAUUAAGAAGGCCAUCCCCGGUCACGAGGACGUCAUUCACGCCAUCACUGUCGGUUCCGAGACCCUUUACCGUGGAGACUUGACCGGACCCCAGCUCCACACCUACAUCAGCCAUGUUAUGGAUGGCGUCCCGGAGGGUGUCUUGGUCGGUACCGCCGACAGCUGGAACAAGUUCGCUGAUGGGACUGGUGAUGCUCUCUUCACUCAGGAGCCCAUUGUGACUUAUGUCCUGGCCAAUGCCUUUGCUUACUGGCAGGGUACUGCCGCCGACCAGGCCCACAAGACUUACUUCGAUGAUAUGUCUGGUGCCAUGGAGCACAUCCAGAAGGUUGCCGGUGACAAUGCGAAAAAGAUCAACAUUGUCAACGGUGAGACCGGCUGGCCCACCGAUGGUGGUUCCGACUAUGAGGCUGCCAAGGCUGGCACCAAGAAUGCUGAGACCUUCUGGAAGACUGGUGUUUGUGGUAUGCUUGACUGGGGUGUGGAUCUGUUCUACUUUGAGGCAUUUGACGAGUCAUGGAAGCCCGACUCCAAGGGUGACAACGGAGAACUCAAGGACGAGAAGCACUGGGGUCUCUUCACCGCUGACCGCAAGACCAAGUUCGAUACCUCUUGCCCUUAG
Molecule: messenger RNA, 945 nt
Organism: Penicillium soppii
Lineage: Eukaryota; Fungi; Ascomycota; Eurotiomycetes; Eurotiales; Aspergillaceae
Gene: bgt1
Product: 1,3-beta-glucanosyltransferase Bgt1
Exons: 3
Coding region: 1-945 (314 amino acids)
Biological process (GO): carbohydrate metabolic process; cell wall organization
Cellular component (GO): extracellular region; fungal-type cell wall; cell surface
Molecular function (GO): glucan endo-1,3-beta-D-glucosidase activity; 1,3-beta-glucanosyltransferase activity
Source: RefSeq, a predicted model, not a curated record